Rhea pennata is the source of this 1664-nucleotide messenger RNA. It is a transcript of the gene PPIL4, whose product is annotated as peptidylprolyl isomerase like 4. Gene Ontology annotation, cellular component: nucleus. The record is from RefSeq and is a predicted model, not a curated record. The transcript is spliced from 13 exons. Gene Ontology annotation, molecular function: peptidyl-prolyl cis-trans isomerase activity; RNA binding. Gene Ontology annotation, biological process: protein peptidyl-prolyl isomerization. Bases 12 to 1454 code for a protein of 480 amino acids. NCBI's taxonomy places the organism in Eukaryota, Metazoa, Chordata, Aves, Rheiformes, Rheidae.
GGGCGGCGGCCAUGGCGGUGCUGCUGGAGACCACGCUGGGCGACCUGGUCAUCGACCUGUACACGGAGGAGCGUCCCCGCGCUUGUUUGAAUUUUCUGAAGCUCUGCAAAAUCAAGUAUUACAACUAUUGCCUUAUUUAUAAUGUACAGAGGGAUUUUAUUAUACAAACUGGUGACCCCAUGGGAACUGGCCGUGGAGGGGAAUCCGUAUUUUGUAAACUAUAUGGUGAUCAAGCUAGAUUUUUUGAGGCAGAAAAAGUGCCAAGAAUUAAGCACAAGAAAAAGGGAACCGUGUCAAUGGUGAACAAUGGCAAUGAUCAGCAUGGAUCACAGUUUCUUAUUACUACAGGGGAAAACCUGGAUUAUCUUGAUGGUGUGCAUACUGUAUUUGGAGAAGUAACAGAAGGCAUGGAUGUGUUGAAGACAAUUAAUGAAACCUUUGUGGAUAAGGAUUUUUUUCCAUAUCAAGAUAUCAGGAUAAAUCAUACGGUAAUUUUAGAUGAUCCGUUUGAAGAUCCACCUGGCUUGUCUAUUCCUGAUCGUUCACCAGAACCUACUAAGGAACAGCUAGAUAGUGGCAGAAUAGGGGCGGAUGAAGAAAUCGAUGACUUGAAAGGACGGUCUGCAGAGGAAAUAGAAGAAUUUCAGGCAGAAAAAGAAGCAAAAACUCGUGCCAUUCUUCUGGAAAUGGUGGGAGACUUACCAGAUGCAGAGGUUAAGCCACCAGAAAAUGUACUGUUUGUUUGUAAACUGAAUCCUGUGACCACAGAUGAAGACCUAGAGAUAAUAUUUUCGCGAUUUGGUCCCAUUAAAAGCUGUGAAGUAAUCCGAGACUGGAAGACUGGUGAAUCUCUUUGUUAUGCUUUCAUUGAGUUUGAAAAGGAGGAAGAUUGCGAGAAAGCCUACUUCAAAAUGGAUAAUGUGCUAAUAGAUGACAGGCGGAUACAUGUGGAUUUUAGCCAGUCUGUUGCAAAGAUUAAGUGGAAAGGAAAAGGUGGGCAGUAUACCAAGGAUGAUUUCAAAGAGUAUGAAAAGGAACGUGGCAAACCUUCAAAACUUGCUCUGAAAGAGAAGGUAAAACCAAGGCAAGAUGCCAAGUAUGACCUUGUGCUGAAUGAGGAAACAGAAGAAUCUGAAACAAGUCAUUCACACUUGGCUAAAAAACAAAAGAAGAAAAAGCACCACCACUCUGAAGAUGAAGAGGAUGACAAGAGAACCAAAAAAUCUAAGGAUGCAGAUCGAAAAUAUGAAGGAGAACACUGUAGAGAGAAGAAAAAGAGUGAGAAGAAAGACAGGCAUCGUAGUCGCAGCCGAUCUGAAGAGAGACAUUACACUUCCAGCAAACAUAAAGACAAAUACAAAGAAGAUUUCCGAGUAAGAGACUGGGAUAAAAAGACAGACAGAAGCAGAAGUCCUAAGAAAUCAAAAGACAAAGAGAGGUCCAAGUAUAGCUGAAAGAGGAGGAAAAGAUGCAGAGGGGAGCUACAGCACUGUUUUUUCCUGCAUUUCCAAUGUGCUGUCAGAUGAAUGUGUGAGUGCUGGAUCAAAACAGUUACAUUCUAUUAGUAGUGUGGCCUUAUGACUAUGAAUGCCCAGUGUACAACUGUUGAAGGAAUGCUUGAUUCUCAAAUGAUCAUCUCAAUAAAGUAUUUCAUGUUGGUGAAA